Molecule: messenger RNA, 2010 nt
Organism: Candidula unifasciata
Lineage: Eukaryota; Metazoa; Mollusca; Gastropoda; Stylommatophora; Geomitridae
Source: the annotation of a GenBank genome assembly
AUGUUUUUUCUAGUGGUGGUGUUUUUACAAAGUACAGGAACCUUAGGUUUCGAUUACCACGACCCUCACUGUGGAGGGAAGCAAGUAAUCGUUCAUCUCUUUAACUGGAAAUGGACAGAUAUUGCCUUGGAGUGUGAACGAUACUUGGGACCAAAAGGAUUUUGCGCAGUGCAGAUUUCUCCCCCAAACGAACAUCUCGUUGAACAGCCCAAACGUCCAUGGUCAGAAAGAUACGCCCCUGUCAGUUACAAACUCACUAGCAGGAGCGGGACAGAGGCGGAGCUGAAAGACAUGGUUGCAAGGUGUAAGGUGGCAGGAGUCAGAAUCUACGCAGACGCCGUCAUUAACCAUAUGUGUGGUGUGGGAUUUAGCGGAGUUGGUUCAGCAGGAAGCCAUUUUGACGCUGAAAAACGCGACUUCCCGGGAGUUCCCUACAGUGUGACAGAUUUUAACAUGGGCAGUCGGUGCCCAAAUGCUGAUGACCAAAUUCACAACUAUGACAACCUUGACGAAGUCAGAAACUGCAGCCUCGGCGGCCUGACCGACCUCAACCAGAGAGUUGAGUGGGUACGACAGAAGAUCGCCGAUUACCUGAACAGUCUGAUAGACAUAGGAGUGGCAGGGUUCCGAAUUGACGCUGCCAAGCACAUUUGGCCUGAGGACUUAUCCAAUAUCUUCUCCAGGCUGCAUUCUGUUGAUGGAGGAACUCCGUUUGUUUACAACGAAGUGGUGCCUCAAGGAGCCGUUAAACUAGAAGAGUACUUCCCCCUUGGUUAUGUCACUGAAUUCAGAUAUGGCGACUCUGUCCGAGCAGCUGUCAACAACUUUAACGAGCUGAGGGGUGUAGUGCACUCCGGUAUGUUGACUACAGAAAACGCUCUGGUGUUUGUUGACAACCACGACACACAGAGAACUGGACAACUCAACUUCAAGAGCCCAGCAGAAUACAAAAGAGCCCAAGCGUUUACCCAAGCCUUUAACUACGGGUUUACAAGUGUAAUGAGCAGCUACCAGUUCACAGAGCAGUCAGACCCACCACCACACGAUGGCGACGUUAUCAAGGAUGUCAUCAUCAACGCUGAUGGAUCUUGUGGCAAUGGAUGGGUCUGUGAGCACAGGUGGAAGCCAAUCGGCAACAUGGCUAGAUUCAGAAAUGACGUGGUCAACACUGGACUAUUGAACUGGAACGUGCAGGGUGACAUCAUCUCAUUCAGCAGAGGCAACGUCGGCUUCUUUGCCAUGGGCAAGACAACUUUCAACAUCAAUGUCAAUACAGGUCUCCCGCAAGGGGAUUACUGUGAUCUCAUCAGCGACUGUGCUAUGAAAAUCCAAGUCGAUGGCAGUGGUAGAGCACAGGUCAGGCCGCACGACGCAGGCGAGCCGUUUGUGGCUUUCACAACAACCAGUAAGAAUGGAGGUGACCGCAGCGCGCCGACAUUGAUCUUUAAGAGAACUGUGAUACUGAUUGAGGACAAGAGUGGCGCAGGCGCUGAUCUGUUCAUCAGAGGAGGAAUCGGGCACAGCCAUCGACCAGACUGUACUACAGAUGCGGUGACAAGUUCCUGCAGUAUUCCCAUUCGUCACCGGACACCCGGAACCUCCUCUUAUUAUAACAAGGUCAACACGUGGUCCAAGGGAGACAAUUUUCUAGACUGGUAUGGUCCAGAGGCUGCCCAGGAAGAGUUCCAGACGACCAAAGCCGAUGGAACACCCGCGUACAGAUCUACAAAUAUCCCCGGACAACCUGGCUAUUUCUCCCUCAACACAUACGGUCCUAAUUACUGGGUCAUAGACGUCGAUAUGGAUUGUUCAAGAACAGACGGCGACUAUUUUGAGUUCAAGGCCAUCGCAAAUGGUGUCUGGGAGGAAGACGUCUCACCGUCUGGGCGAUGUUCAGGAGAUAGCCCAGGAAACCUGCCCUACCCCUCUGUCAAUCACUUCGCCAAAUGCGGCUACUUGAAUGUGUUCCAUCUGAACUCAAGGGAGUGCCAGGCCAGGUCGCUUCCAUGA